AAUUGAAAAAAAAUACCUUACAGAAUUUAUACAAACAUAUUCAAAAAGAGAAACCUGGUCUGGAGACAUAUCUUAUUCAAAGCUUUAUAGUGUCUGGACCGAAAUUAAAAUGGAUUAUGAAAAUGAAAAUCCUCAACAGAAAGAAAUACACCCCAAAAAUAUAAGUAUUACGUCACCAGUCGCUGGACCAUCGAGACGUCAAUGGGAAACACCUACCCAAAAAUUGGAAUAUGAAAAUCCUCAACAGAAAGAAAUACACCCCAAAAAUAUAGGUAUUACAUCACCAGUCGCUGGACCAUCGAGACGUCAAUGGGAAACACCUCCCCAAAAAAACAUUCGCUACUAUGAAGAAAAAGAAUCAGAAGGGUUUAAAAUUCCAACUCCAUUUAAAAAAUGUUUAGUAUUUCCUCAAACGCCUGAUGGAACUUUAAAAACACCAAAACACAAAAGAAAAAUAUUUCCUGCAGUAGUUUCAAGUGCGAAAUAUCGAGAAUUUUACGAGAAUGAAGUAAAGAAGAAGAAUGGUCCGAAAAUAACAAAAAGAAAACAACAAAAAACAAAUACAGUCAACGAAGAAAGCAGCUCUAAUUCAGAUAUGGACGUUACUUAUCUCGACGAAGAUCUUGAUCUUAGUGAAAAUGAAAACAUCAUACUAAAGACAAAUCAACAUGUUAUUGUCAAGUACAUGGAUACACAUUAUCCAGGAAUAGUUCUGAAACAUGAUGAAUUCGGGGCAGAUAUCCGAACUAUGGUUAGUGCUGGCAUAAAUUCCUGGAAAUGGCCAGUUAAAGAAGACGUAUUAUAUUACUUUAUUGAAGACAUAGUUUGUAAUAUAAAAGAACCUGAAGUAAAGAACAAUAGGGGUCAUUUUAGUGUGCCUGAAAUGGCAAAAUAUAAUGGUGUCCAUUACUAAGUCCAUAAUAUGUCCAUUACCCAUGUUUUGUGACCAUUACUAGCUCAUGUGCUACCUUUUUUUAAAUAAGAGAUUUUCUAAAA
Molecule: messenger RNA, 996 nt
Organism: Diabrotica virgifera virgifera (western corn rootworm)
Lineage: Eukaryota; Metazoa; Arthropoda; Insecta; Coleoptera; Chrysomelidae
Exons: 2
Coding region: 110-913 (267 amino acids)
Source: RefSeq, a predicted model, not a curated record